Molecule: messenger RNA, 2853 nt
Organism: Cuscuta europaea
Lineage: Eukaryota; Viridiplantae; Streptophyta; Magnoliopsida; Solanales; Convolvulaceae
Source: the annotation of a GenBank genome assembly
GUAGCUUCUCGGCGGAGAAAAAUAAACUAUAACUACCUCUCCCUCCUUCGCUAUCUUUAAUUCUAUUUCUUUCCGCAGGGUAUAUCAGGCCGACUUGUCAUCUAAGCCGCUGCUUCCGGAAAUUCUCCUUACGCGUCUCUCAUCAACAAUCGCCUUCACAAUUCAAAAAUGAAAUUACUCCCCAAAAUUUAUUUCACCGCAUCCUUCCUCUAUUUCAUCGCAUCCUUCCUCCUGAUAUUCCAACCGCCAAGACUUCAAAGUUGCGCCCCCUCUUCACUGAUUUGCACUAACAAACACAACCAUCAAACCCCGAAUAUAGGCAGACCUUGAAGACCGGCUAUUUGCCAUAUAAAAAAAUGUCAAGGCAGUUGCUAACUUCAUCCCAAAGACAACAUCCAUAAUUCUACGUCGACUUAACAGCUGCCAUGACCAACAACUGAAGAGACGUGCAGCAUCAGAAGCAAGGUUUAUGAGAAAUGCUAUACUAAAGAAAAAGCGUCAAGAUGUAAAUGAUAAAACCCCAAAAGAGACCUUGCAUCAGUCACUAAAUCAUGGCAAUCCUUGCACAUCAACUUCCACUACACCAACUUCAAAUACAUGCAUGUUAAGCCAACACAGUCAUUGUCCAUCCAUGCAGAGUGACUUCAUCAAUGACACCUAUGAUGGAAAACAAGAUGAACAAAGUUACUCAGAUAUUGAAUUGAACACAUCUUGAGGAUCACAUAAUUAUGAAAAUUCCAGUUCUGAUGAAGAACCGCCAUAUCCUAGCGACACUACUAACUCAGAUAUUAAUUGCACUCAAGGGUAUUUUGACAUCGGAGAUCCUCUCAUAGAGUAUGAGAAAUGUAAAGCAUGUAUGUGGUACCAAGAAAGAUCACAUAAACACAAAGACUCCGCAAGUCCUAAGUACCAUCUUUGUUGUGGAAGUGGGAAAGUUCAAUUGCCAUUCUUGAAAGAUCCUCCAAUCCUACUUCAACAUCUACUUUUUGAUAAUGGUGAUCGUGAAAGUAAAAAUUAUCAAGACAACAUUAGAGUCUACAACAUGAUGUUUGCAUUCACAUCACCCGGUGCAAAAAUUGAUAAGUCUGUUAGUGACGGUAGAGGUCCACCAAGUUUCAAAAUACAGGGACAAACCUGUCAUCGAAUAGGAAGCAUGAUGCAUAUGCCUGGUCAUCCUCCAAAGUUUGCGCAACUUUACAUCUAUGAUACUAAACACGAGAUACAAAAUAGAAUACAGGGACUAAGGUUCAAUCACAAGCUACUAAAUUAUAUUUACACUCCUACUUAUCACAUAUUUUGUUAAUAGUAUCUAACCACUAUUCGUUUUUUAUUUAAUUUGUAGAAAUCAAAAUAAAUAGAUGAAAAUAUUGUUUGCAAGUUAUCAGAUAUGAUUAAUGAACAUAAUGUUCAUGCAAAAUCAUUUAGGAUGGCUAAGAGCGAUUAGAGGAUGGAACAAUGCAACACCUUCGACUAAAAUUGAUUUCUGAUAAGGUUAGUGAUGGUAGAAUAUACAAUUUACCAACCAUUUCAGAAGUUGCUGCACUUAUUUUUGGUGAUGUAGACUCAUCAUCGACGAGGGAUAUCAUAAUGGAGACAUGAAGCCACACACUUCAGCGGAUCAGUGAGUUGCAUACUAGCUAUCUAAGCUUCCAAUAUCCACUUUUGUUUAUUUAUGGUGAGGAUGGGUAUAGGCAUGAUGUACUACAUAGAGAUACAGGUACUUCUAAAGCCUACAAAAGAAAUCGACUUACUAUAAGAGAAUGGUUUUGCUAUAGACUUCAGACCCGAAAAGAAGUAGCACAAACUUUGUUGAGGUCUAGGCGAUUAUUUCAGCAGUUUGUCGUUGACGGAUACACAAUGCUCGAAUCAGAGAGACUAUCUUUCAUAAGAAGAAACCAAACAAAGCUAAGAGUUGACAAAUACAAUAAUUUAAAUAGAUCAAUGGCUGAUUCACAAUGUCAAGCAUUUGAAAAGGGAAGAAGAAUCAUGUUGCCUUCCACAUUUGUAGGUAGUCGUCGAUACAUGGAUCAACUUUAUUUUGAUGGUAUGGCAAUUUGUGGCUAUGUUGGUUUCCCUGAUUUAUUUAUCACAUUCACCUGCAACCCCAUGUGGCCUGAAAUCCAAAGAAUACUCGGACCAAUUAAUUUGCGUCCACAUGAUCGCCCUGAUAUAGUUUCUAAGGUUUUUAAAAUCAAACUUGAUGAGCUCAUCAUAGAUUUGCGAAAAAGGGAACUCUUUGGAAAAGUUGUUGCAUGUAAGCUUCAAUUUACACAUAAAAUGUGUCUACAUUUCUUUGAUGUACAAUAUAUUUUUAUUCUCUAUUCAUUUUCAAAUACUAUCUAACAUAAUUGUCUAUAUUUUGUCUUAACAAUCUUCUUUCAGAUAUGUACACUAUUGAGUUUCAAAAAAGAGGUUUACCGCAUGCUCACAUACCAAUCUUCUUACACCCGACUGUCGAUGACAUUGACAAAAUAAUUUCAGCGGAGAUACCCAAUCCUGAAUGUGAUCUAGAACUUUACAAUUUAGUAACGACCCACAUGCUACAUGGUCCAUGUGGAUUAGCUGACCCAUCAUCACCAUGCAUGCAGGAUGGAAAGUGCAACAUGUAUUACCCUAAGCAAUUUCAAAACUCAACAACACUUGAUGAAGAUGGUUAUCCUGUUUACAGAAGAAGAGACCAGGGGAUUUCAGUUGAAAAAAAUAAUGUUCCUUUAGACAAUCGACAUGUUGUUCCUUAUAACCCAAUAUUGUUGCUGAAGUAUUGUGCCCAUAUUAACACAGAAUGGUGUAAUUAGAGUACUUCAAUAAAAUACUUAUUCAAGUAUAUCAACAAAGCCACAAAGGUUAUGAUCG